CUACAAAAAGCAAGAACAAGAAGUAGCUGAUUAAGUCACAGGCAGGAGCCUGCUUUAGGAAGAUCAGGUUGCAAUCCUGCCUUUGUAGCUUUACACCACACCCCUUCAACAUGAAAUAAUAGGGGAGGAUCAUAUUCAGCACUGCUUUAGGAAUUCUUUCUUUCUUCAAGAAGUGUUGCUAGGAGUUUGGAAAGAUGAAGGAAGGAAGGAAGAAGGGAUGUUCCUUACCUUUAACCUUUAUCUUGCUGCUCAUCUGUAUCACUGGGCAUGCAACUACUGACUUAGAUGAUGGUGAAGAAGAGGAUGUUCUAGGUGCUGCUUUGCCACCACUGAAACUAGGGCAUUCAGUCUGUGCCAUGAAAGCAGAUGAAGGCCCAUGCAAAGCAAUCCAUGUGCGCUAUUACUUCAACAUUCAAAGCCAUGAGUGUGAAAUGUUUGAAUAUGGUGGAUGCCAUGGCAAUGAGAACAACUUUCUGUCACUGGAAGAAUGUCAGAAGAAGUGUGUGGUAACAGAAUUGCCUCUGAAGAUGAUGUUAGCAAAAAUUAAGAAAGAAAAGCCCGACUUCUGCCUUCAUGAGAAAGACCCUGGAAUCUGCCGAGGCUAUUUUUCCAGGUAUUUCUACAACAAAGAGACAAAGAAAUGUGAAGUAUUCAAGUAUGGCGGGUGCCUAGGAAACCAGAACAACUUCAAGAAUUUGGAAGAAUGCCAGACUACCUGCGAAGACAACUCAAAUUUAUUACCAAUUGUUCCAGCUGAAGAGCAUCCUAACACUGUGAACAGUAGUUCCCCAGAGGAAGAACCCAACCAGUUUCCUCGAUUGUUUGUCAAUUUGUUGUCAGCAGCUCCAAAUAAGAAGUCCAACACUCUGAACAGUAGUUCCCCAAAGGAGGAGCGCAACCAGUUUCCCAUUUUUUUCGUUAUGCAAGAGGAAACAAGAAACAGUUGGAAAAAGCCUGAGCAUUCUUACCAAGUAUUUCUGUUGGUUUUUUUUUGCAUUUACACUUACUUCUACUUUUGGGGAUUGAGUGAUGGCUUACAAAUUCUUUAAGGUUUAUGUGUUUAAUAUGAUUUGCAAGAUAAUGGGCAUGUAAGAUAGCAUUCUUGUGGUCAUUGCUUAGAAUAUGUCUAAUAAAGUUUGAAUGUGUCUUGUAUUCUACUUUGGUGGGGUUUUGGGGUUUUUUUUGCCUGCACUGUGAUCCACAUGCACUGUUGGGUUGAGGUAAGUUUCAGUGAUAGCUGGAUUGUUUGCUUACCACAUACAAAGCAUCGAUGCACUCUGUUAUUAAAAUGACGGAAUAUAAAACACUAAAACUUUUGGCAACUUAUUUCACUGUAGAAUAUUUAAAUGCUUUAAGGUAAUGGUAAUAAGUGUAGGGACAUAAAAGCGUACAUGUUUCCUGAAGGUUUUUACUGACAAUAUGAAUCCUCAAAUCCCCAAAACAACUAAUCUACAAGCAAAGGGGCAUGAUUGACUGUUUUCUCAGAGGAACUAGAAAGGUUCUUGGUAGUGUCAGCAAUAGUGAAUUUUCUGGUAGAGCAGAUUUUGGGAGGGAGAGGCGAGGGUAAGAGAAAGAGAAGACUUGAAAGUUGAUGGAAGAAAGGCUCGGGGAACAAGGGUGAGUGAAGUCAGUGUAGCUGGAUGGGUCAGGUAAUAAACGUGGCCUUGGAAGGACCAAUGUGUUUCAGUGGAAAGUCUGAAGACCCCGCAGGUUCUUCCCUACUAUAUAAUUUGUGUCUGUCUUGCACUAGCCUGCUCCAUGCAGCCACCUGCUCCCAUUCUGUUUAUCAAUCUGUACCUUUCAGGCUGCUGGGAUGUGCUAAAAUUUUGUGCUUUGUGCAAUCCCACUACGGGAGGAGGUACAUCUAUUUUGCUGUAUAUUGGCCUGGCUAUGUAUCAUCUUCUUUUUUAAAUACAUGACCACCAUUAAAAAAAAAAAAAUUGCAAGGAGUUGUCUCUUAUAGAAUACCUUACCUCAAAAUUGAAAUGCUAUUUCAUCUUGAUUUCAAGAAAAAAUACAUAUUAUUGGUGGUAUGUAUAACUCUGUAAUCAUAUCAGAUGGAUAGAUUUUCAACAAAGAUCUUUCUCUUCAGAAAAUUAAACUCUUUUAUGGCCAAACAAAACAAGCUGCUGCUUUUUUUCUGCACAUAAACAUGAAACUUCUAGUGCUAUCUCUCAGCAAUGAACUUUCUGUGGAGUAUGAAGAUUGUUCUGGUCUUACUUUGCUGCAAGAUGUAAAAUAACUUUUAUUCUGGGAAAGUUAAGAGAAAGUGAAGCCAAGAAUCAAACCUUUCAUUUUUAGAUUAUACGAAGUGAUCUAUAGCAGGAAAUUACGAGUGCUAUACUCUACACUUGAUUUGUGAGAUCUAAGCGGGAUGCAGGAUCAAAAGUCAAUUUUCAACUCAGCAAAUAUGGAAUGGCACACAGAGGCAGUUCCUGUCAUUACUUCUCAAAGUCAGGGCCGUAUCUUUUGCUGAUAUAAAUUGACAUAGUUCUAUCCGCUAUAAUGGAUCUGCACCAAUUAUACCUAUAGAGUACUGUCAAGUGCAGAUGACUCAUUAUUUUUGUAAUAGCUUGGCUACUUGAAGAUUCUUUUAUUUUCUCUUUGCUGCAACCAGAAAUGAGAUGCUGAAGUCUGCAUAUAUCAAAAAUCUGGCAAUAAAUCUGAAGCUUCAUGAAUGUUGCACACCUGCGUCUAGCGAAAGAAAAUGCAGUAGGCAUUGUUUCUCAUCCAGCUCACCAGGAUCAUUUCAAACUUCUUUAGUCCUGUGAUCAAUUAACAUUUCAUUGUCACACAACCCCAGCUAAGCCUGAGGGAUGGUGAUUAUUGUUGCAAUGCAGGGCUGGGAUUAUUUUUGAUAAAUAUGAGUCUAUAUCUGAAUAUGCAUGUUUCAGAAAUUCUGAAGUAUGAUCAUGUCAUCUGUUCACACCACAGAGGGGGGUGCCUGGGAUUCAAGAAAAGACUGUAUUAUAAGAAUUAAAUCUUAAACCAUCCACAUUUGAAGAUUGUUUAGGCAGCAUUAGUUAGAUUGUUUAGCUUCACAUUUCCAUUUAUGCAUUCAGAUCUCUGCUAUCUCAAUUCUGAUGCUACUUGAAGGAAAACGGCGCUCCUUUAGGUCCCUCAUAACUGAUCAUGUAAUGGCUCCCAUUCACUUUCGUGCAUCUUGUGCAGCAAUUGUGUCAGUUCUGAUUUUGUAUCUGAGUCACUCCAGGGUGACAGAUGAUGGAGUUUCUCCAGGUUUGGGAGUUCUGGCAUGGAUUUCCUUCUUGAACUUGGUCCAGUGCCCAGGUAUUUUGGACACCUCAGGUUCAUCUUCCAGUGUUUCAGUUCUCACACUCUCACUUGCAGUGACACAGAAGAAACAAACCAUCAGCCUACUCCUUGGAAUGGUAAAAACCUAACAGCAGCACUAAAGCACCAGCAUGUCAGUCGCUUUGUGCACUUAUUCUUCACGUUUAAUCCUUUGUUAUUCUGCAAGUUACAAGCUAUUUCUUGAUAAUUGCUCAGUAUUUUCCAAUAGACCAACUUCUGUUACUUAGGUCAAGCUUUCUGUAUUCAUAUGACAAAACCAAUACUAAGGUGUUGAAUCUUACAUUAGAAUCGUACAUUGGAAAUGCUGGAUACUUUUAUAUUUGAUUUCAGAAUGUCUAGCAGUAAUUAGGAAAAUUCACUUCAUUAAUUAUCAUAAAUAUUUACCAUAUUUUUUAAAGCUGUCCAAGUUUAAUUUAUUUCACUUUCUACAAAUACUUCACUUGAAACUUCUCUAAUUGAAUUUGAAUACUAUGUCCUAUCACAGAAAUGGCAAUUUUAUCACUAAAUAUAUAGGAAACAAACCUUGCUUUCAGGUAAGCUUUUGCUGGCUUUUGGAAUUCAAAGACAGAAUAACGCUUGCUGUAGUAUUUUUUGUAAUCAUAAAAAGAUGCUUAUGUAAAAUAUCUUGUAUUUUCAGGAGGGCAGAGUUAAAUUUGCCAGUAAAUUUCAUAUAAAUUCCAACGUUCUGUAAGCUUCAAAUCUCAUGUAAAAUAUCAACAUAACAGAAAACUGGUAAACUGCAGUGUUGUCUCUAACCUUGGUUUUCUUGGUGU
This is a messenger RNA of Grus americana (Whooping crane), 4085 nucleotides long. It is a transcript of the gene TFPI, whose product is annotated as tissue factor pathway inhibitor. Gene Ontology annotation, cellular component: extracellular region. NCBI's taxonomy places the organism in Eukaryota, Metazoa, Chordata, Aves, Gruiformes, Gruidae. Bases 195 to 1049 code for a protein of 284 amino acids. The transcript is spliced from 8 exons. The record is from RefSeq and is a predicted model, not a curated record. Gene Ontology annotation, molecular function: serine-type endopeptidase inhibitor activity. Gene Ontology annotation, biological process: negative regulation of peptidase activity.